AUGGACGGAGAGUUCGAUGAAGAGGAGGGGUCAGACAGGGAGCAGGACUCCUUUACCUACGACGUGGUUGCAGCUCGAUCAUUGCGUAAAGGGGAGGAGGCUACAUGCGAUUAUUUUCUAGCAGAAUGGGAGGGCGAGAAGGUUGGAAACUGUCCGCAGCCGUGUCUCUGCAGUGCAGGAGAGGGUGUCUGCGGGGGUCUCCGGAUGGGUUUUAAGCACCUUCCCUUUUCAGAGCAGAUUCUUCGUCUCCAUGCCGUUGCAGACCAUGUCUUUGAAGCUUUCGAAGAGGAGAAAAGCUCAUAUUUAUGUGUGCUGGACGCUAGAGAUGGUCUUCCUCCUGGCAUUUGCCUUUCCUUCAAGAGAGAGGAGGAGGAGGAGGAGGAGAAGGGGAAGGAGGAGGAAGAGGAGAAAAAGAGAAAGGGAGGGAAGAAAAAGCUGCCCAAAGAGACCCUCUACGUGAAGGGAGCUCAGGGGCCAAGAAUCAUCGCGACGCGCGCCUUUUCUGCGGGCGAGACGCUAUAUCGUGCCUCCUCCUCCUUCUUUUCCUUCCCUCCCCCCCGAAUCUCCCCUCCCUUCCUUCCUUCCUCCUCCCCUCCCUCGGCAGUUUUUGACCCUAGGCAGCCUUCGUCGUUGGCAGCCGUAGAACCACAGAUCGCACCAAGAAGAUCCACAAGCCCAUCUCCCCAUUCCCACCCGCCGCCACCUGCCCUUCUGCUCGUGCUGGACGACUGCACCAUUCCCUUGAGCCCCUACGAGCUGUACUCAACGUCCACGCCCGCCCCUCCUUCUUUCCCUCCCUCCCUGGUGGCUUCUCUUGGGGAGGAAAGGAGCAGGAGGGAAGUGUACGGAUGGGACUGCUUGAUGCGUCACCACUGUCGGCCGUCCACGCUCUGGAUAUGGGAGACCGGGGACGGCGGCCAAGGGGAGGGAGAGGGGGGAAGGGAGGGAAAAGGGGGUUCAAAAAGCGGCAGUGGUCAGGUCCUACACGACAAUGCCACGCGCUGCCUCCGUCUUGAGCACCGGACUGGAAGAGGACGGAGGGGAAAGAUACACAGCGGGGUAAAUAUUCGACGGGGCUAUCGCGUGGUGGCUACCAAGGAGAUAGGAGCGGGGGAGGAGUUGACGGUGGAUUAUCAGGACAGCCCUGCCGCGGGAUGGGAGCCACACAGAGCUACCAUCCUUCUGCAGGGGCCGUGGGCUUUCGCUGUGAAUGCUCUGGGUGUGCUCGACCGGGAAAGGCUAUUUAUCGUUGAGAAGCAGGCGGUGGACGGGAGGAAGAGCGACUGUAGGAGGUACCAAUAG
This is a messenger RNA of Nannochloropsis gaditana CCMP526, 1302 nucleotides long. RefSeq lists its product as uncharacterized. The coding region runs from base 1 to 1302 and encodes 433 amino acids. The record is from RefSeq and is a predicted model, not a curated record. The transcript is spliced from 5 exons.